CGCUCCGCGGCGGCGGUCGGCGUUACCGACCAAUAAAAUGUGAGGAUAGCUCGCGCUGCUGUGACGUCACGUCACCGGAAGUUCCCGAAGAGGGUAGCAGAGUUCGGCAGGUCGGCUAGCUUGGUUCCCGCCGCGCUAGCGGUGCAGAGGUCCCUUUUUGCGGCCGCGGUCCUCAAGGCCGCGGAGCUUAGAGAGGCCUUAAGCUGGGUCCGCGGAAUCGGUGGCAUCGACCUGGCCCUUGACGUCCUUGGGGAGUCACUCUUGCUGGGUCUCAGGCGGCGGCCGGAGCACCUCUCCCUCUCGGGCUCCCUUCCUGCGUCCCCGGUGACGGACGAAAAGUUCUCUUGGGAUUUUUGAUUCACCGAGUGACCUUGAGCUCAGGGCGACGCCUUCCUUGUAGUUUGUGGCUGCAUUCGCCUACUCAGGAGGUGUCAUGGCCUGUGCUGCUGUCUUGGUCCCUGGGUUGUUGCGAAGCUCUUCUGGAACCAUCUGCAGUCCGGCUGCUUCACUGAAACUGACAUCCACCGCUUUGCGCCACCUUACUCUGACAAGCAUAAUGAAAUCCAAAAGGAAAACUGAUCACUUGGAGAGAACUGCCAGUGUCGUUCGUCGGGAGGUCGUGUCAGCUGCUAAGGUGUGUGGGGCUGCGAAUGAGUCGCCAUCUGUGAAGAGGCUCCGCCUGCUUGUUGCAGAUAAAGACUUUUCUUUUAAAGCUGGCCAGUGGGUUGAUUUCUUUAUCCCAGGAGUCUCAGUGGUUGGUGGGUUCUCAAUAUGCUCCAGCCCCAGACUGCUAGAAGAAGAAAGAAUGAUAGAAUUGGCAGUGAAAUAUACGAACCACCCUCCUGCUCUCUGGAUUCACAAUCAGUGUACACUUGACUCGGAAGUGGCCGUGAGAGUGGGCGGAGAGUUCUUCUUUGACCCACAGCCUGCAGAUGCCCCCAGAAACCUCGUGUUGAUUGCAGGGGGAGUCGGAAUUAACCCUCUGCUCUCCAUCCUGCGGCACGCGGCCGACCUGCAUAGAGAAUGGGCAGACAAAGGAGGCGGCUAUGAGAUGGGGACGAUAAAGCUCUUCUACAGUGCCCAAAACACCAGUGAGCUCCUGUUUAAGAAAAAUAUCCUCGAUUUAGUAAAUGAAUUUCCUGAGAAGAUUGUGUGCCGUUUGCAUGUUACAAAACAGACAACACAAAUCAGUGCAGAACUCAAGCCAUACAUCACGGAAGGAAGAAUAACGGAAAAGGAGAUAAGUGAUCAUGUUUCGAAAGAGACUUUGUUCUAUAUUUGUGGCCCACCUCCAAUGACAGACUUUUUCUCCAAGCAACUGGAAAACAGCCGUGUUCCCCCAGAACACAUUUGCUUUGAGAAGUGGUGGUAGGGAGCGGGCAAAGGUAGAAAAGAGAAAGGUGCGAAGUCUCCUCAGGACAGCAACAGAGACAGGAUUUGUGGCACGACGGAUUUACCCCUACUCGGCUUCGCUUUUUUUUUUUUUUUAAGGCUGAACUAAGUGACCAGAUGGAGUGUAAAAGAAAGAAACCAGCUGACAGAUGAUAAAUUUUUUACAAAGACUUCAUUGAUUAAAUUAUUUUUUACUCUAUUGAUUUUCUUUUAUUAAUAACUGAUUAUCUCAUGAUGUAUCUUGGUCAAUAAAGAGUUUCUUUCCUUUUAGGGAAAAAGGAGACAUAGACUUAAAUUUAAUCAUAUAAAAAUGCCGUUUUGUGUGUAAAAUGUAAGCUCUCUUUAUUUGAUAGCAACCUUUGUAUCUUAUGCUCAAUAAACUUAAAAUUUAAACAA
Messenger RNA from Mustela lutreola (European mink), 1788 nucleotides. It is a transcript of the gene OXNAD1, whose product is annotated as oxidoreductase NAD binding domain containing 1. The record is from RefSeq and is a predicted model, not a curated record. NCBI's taxonomy places the organism in Eukaryota, Metazoa, Chordata, Mammalia, Carnivora, Mustelidae. The coding region runs from base 434 to 1372 and encodes 312 amino acids. The transcript is spliced from 8 exons. Gene Ontology annotation, cellular component: mitochondrion. Gene Ontology annotation, molecular function: oxidoreductase activity.